UCUGCUUCCGCUACCGGGAGAUUUAUUUCCGGGUUCUGCAUGCCAGUUGAAGGAGUGGCGCGGGAAGUUACAGGCAGUUAAUGUGAUAGUACGUGUUAGUGGCUGUAAUGAAGUCACUAGAAUCCAGUGAGAGUGAUUCCGAUGAGUUGCCAACAUUUUCCUUUCUGAAGAAGGAACUGUCUUCUACAGAGAGAAGGCAGCCUCAGAGGGCAGAGAAGAUUGUAGUGAUUGACUCCUCAGAUUCUGAGGCCUCCUGUUCUCCAUCACCAGGAUUGAAAGAUCCACCACCUGUCUCAGACACUGAUGAAACUUUCACACAACCAAAGCCAGUCAGAGUACUAAGCAGCGAAAGUGAAAGUGAAGAGGAAUUGGUUCCCCUGGCUGAGAGGCUUAAGUGUAAGUUUUUGACACACAAGUGGCUGAGCUCUGAGGACUCUAGCUCCCCAGUUGAAAGUGUUUUGGAUCAUCAAAAUAAUGAAGGAGCAUCAUGUAACUUGAAAAAACAGCCCUUUUCAAAGAUCCCUGAUGUUCCCGUCUAUGAUACUUCAGAGAGGAGUGUGUUAGGUCACCAGGACCCUGUCUUAGACAAUCCAUGCAGUCAGCUUCCAGCUUACCGGUUUACCCACCUUGUUCAGAACAACAGGCUGGAAGUAACCAAAACAAAUUCUGAUGUCCCCCAACCCCAGAAGAGAACCAACCACAGGAAGAAGGUCCUGAGAAGAGACUUGCAGGGAUGCCAGCAGCAGGAACAAGGAAGCCAGAAGGAAGGCACCCCAAGACAACAGGAAAGAAAGAAGAAGGCAGCGCUGGUCAACAGGGCGACAGUCCCGAGGCCAGAGGAAUGCUUAAAGCACAUUGUUGUGGUGCUGGAUCCAGUGCUUCUACAGAUGGAAGGUGGGGGCCAGCUCCUGGGAGCUCUGCAGUCCAUGGAGUGCUGCUGUGCAAUCGAAGCACAGGCUGUGCCUUGCAGUAUCACUUGGAGAAGGGCAGGACUGGCCGAGGAUGGAGAGGACUGGGUGGAGGAGCAGUUGAUCCUUGUGUUACUCCUGGCAGAAGCUUUUGUGUCCAUGAUCUACAACUUUAAGCAGGGAGGUCCAGGCAGCACCGAGAAAGGGAAGGACACACUUCGGGGCUUCAUAACUGAUGUUACAGCACGGACAGCAGGGAAAGCUGUAUCACUGGUGGUUGUGGAUCAGGAGAAAAGCUUCAGGGCUCAGAAUCCUCCAAGGAGAAGGAAACAGGGAGCAGCAAGUAAACGGGUCAAGGAGAAGCAGCAGAGAAGAGAGCCCAGCGCAGGGCCUAUGGUGUCCAGGGUAGAUGUGGAAGAGGCAUUGGUGGAUCUGCAGCUACACACAGAAGCCCAGGUUCGGAUUGUGCAGAGCUGGAAAGAACUGGCUGACUUCGCCUGCACGUUCACAAAGGCUGUGGCUGAGGCACCCUUCAAGAGACUCCGAGAUCAAACUGGCUUCUCCUUCUGCCUGGAGAGCGACUGGGCUGGAGGGGUGAAGGUAGACCGCUCUGGCAGGGGACUGGCACUAGUCUGGAGAAGACAGAUUCAGCAGCUGAACCGAGUCAGCCUAGAAAUGGCCAGUGCUGUUGUGGGUGCCUAUCCCUCCCCUCGGCUCCUGGUACAGGCUUAUCAGAGGUGUUUUUCAGAGCAAGAACGCCAGAAUUUGCUGGCAGACAUACAGGUGCGCCGUGGGGAAGGUGUGACAUCCACUUCCCGCCGUGUUGGGCCAGAGCUGUCUAGGCGUAUCUACCUUCAGAUGACCACUUUGCAGCCAGAUCUCUCUUUAGAUGGUGCUGACUGAUGCUGGUUCACAGGGACAAGGAUAAAAUGCUGAUUUGUACCUCCCCAGCCUUAGAACCUGACUGUAAUGAAGAGAAUGGAAGCACCUCUUGGGGCUAGCCAAGAGGUGGCCCAGUCUUUCUCCUUACUUGUCCCCUUCCCUGUGAACUCAGGGCAGAAGGCUGAGACAUUUGGUUCUGCUCUUCUCCCAGCAAAAAUCAGCUGCUACCCCUGCCCCAGCCAACUCUCGAAACACAAAGAAACAAAGACAGACCACUCAGACAUGGAUUUAAUAAUUGUAGAAAUCCAAAAGAAUCAGCAUCAAAUCUCGAAGUCGGAGUGAACUCUUGCCUGCAGGUUGGCUCAGCCACUGAGCUGCCUCAACCAGCCAAAGAAACUAUGGACUAGGCUGACUUCUGUAUUUUCAUAAUCUCAUUGUUAUGUAUUACGUGUUUAGUUUCAAUAAAGCAUUUAUACCAAUGGCUCUGGAGCUUGGAGGAAGACUAAGGAAUGUGUAGUGAUUCUGAGUAAGGUGUGGACCUGCGUGGCACAGCUAUCCUUGGGGAGGAGAGAGCAAAGUCCUUUCUUCUGGUAUCGGGACAGUCAUGAGUGGGAGAACUACCCAGAUGGGCCACUAGGGCGAAAGAGCUGGACCCUGCCCCCUGUCUCUAAACUAUGACAGAUUUUUGCUCCCUAUGGAGAGAGGCAAAGAGCUAUUGGGAGUUUUCAGUGAAUGAGCACUGAGACACGGUACUUUCUGAUCCCUUCAUUCAACUGUUUGUAAAAAGAUGAGGAAGAGGCAAGAAAAUGCUUAAUCUAGCAGCCAAGAGAAUGGACAGUGCUGCCCUUGUUUGUGCUAGUCUUUAGUUUUAUGCACCACUUUUCAGCUCCACGUUGCUACUUGUUUCCCUUCAUUUCCUAGUUUCCAUUCAUUCCUUCCCUUCUGUCAUAGGUCUAGAAUCAAACAAUUCUGAACCUAAGUGUCUAUGAAGCUGAGUGUUCAGGUUGCCUCUGAGGUAUUUAGUCACACCUAGUGCU
Sciurus carolinensis (gray squirrel) is the source of this 2827-nucleotide messenger RNA. It is a transcript of the gene Eme1, whose product is annotated as essential meiotic structure-specific endonuclease 1. Gene Ontology annotation, biological process: replication fork processing; resolution of meiotic recombination intermediates; double-strand break repair. Gene Ontology annotation, molecular function: DNA binding; nuclease activity. Gene Ontology annotation, cellular component: nucleus; Holliday junction resolvase complex. The record is from RefSeq and is a predicted model, not a curated record. The transcript has 9 exons. The coding region runs from base 108 to 1811 and encodes 567 amino acids. Lineage: Eukaryota; Metazoa; Chordata; Mammalia; Rodentia; Sciuridae.